AUGAAACUAUCAUCAAGUUUACCAAUAUUUAGUUUGUUAUUAGUCAAGAAUUAUUUUAAUCCAAUCCUAGCUCAGCGAACAAUGACUACCUUAGCUGGAGUUUAUUCUAUGAUUAAAACAAGGACUGAAACUAUUGGAAACUUAACAAGUUUUGUUAAGGAAUUUUUCAGAGAUAAUCAUCCUUAUGAAGUUUGUGAAGUAAUAUCUCUUCCCAUCAAUGAUGGGAAUGAGCCAUAUUUAAAUUGGAUUGGAAGUAUUGUUCCAUCAUCAAAGAAAUAA
Messenger RNA from Cotesia congregata, 279 nucleotides. NCBI's taxonomy places the organism in Eukaryota, Metazoa, Arthropoda, Insecta, Hymenoptera, Braconidae. The record is from the annotation of a GenBank genome assembly.